AUGCCUUUGGAAGCUCGUGUGAAAUCUGUCCUGUCCGGCGACACCGUCGUGCUGUCCCACGUCUCCAACCCGGCCCAGGAACGCAUUCUCAGCUUGGCUUAUGUCUCGGCUCCUAGACUCCGUCGGGAGGAGGAAGAGCCUUACUCCUUCCAAUCCCGUGAAUUCCUCCGUGAGCUCCUGGUAGGAAAGGUCGUUUACUUCAACGUCCUUUACACAAUCCCGACCGGCGCCAAACGCGACUACGGCACCAUCAAGCUUCCCACCUUUGACGUCCAAUUGCCCGACAUCAGCGUCCAGGAAGGAUGGACUCGGGUCCGCGAGGAGGCCGGUAAGCGCGCCGACGAAUCCGAAGAGACCGCCGCGUAUCUCGAACGGCUCCGCGCCUUGGAGGACCAUGCCAAGUCGGAGGAUAAGGGUAUCUGGGCUGGAGCAGAGAAGGGCCGGACAGAGACCAGCUACGAGCUGUCUGACGCCAAGGCCCUGGUAGAUGAGUACAAAUCGAAGGACCUCGAGGGUAUUGUCGAGCGCGUGCUGAAUGGAGACCGACUGGUGCUUCGUUUGCUGCUGACUCCCCACGAACAUCUCCAAGUGGUUGCCGCACUUGCCGGUGUGCGGGCUCCCGCUGCCCGACGGGUGAAUGCUGAUGGUAAGGAACAGCCUGCCGAGCCCUACGGUGACGAAGCACAGCAGUUUGUUGAGUCCCGCAUCCUGCAACGCAAGGUGCAGGUCUCCCUGCUGGGAGUCACACCACAGGGCCAACUCAUCGCCACCGUUCUCCAUCCCAACGGCAAUGUUGCCAAGUUCCUCCUCGAAGCUGGUCUGGCCCGCUGCCAUGACCUCCACUCCGCCCUCCUGGGUGCUAACAUGGCUACUUUCCGCCGCGCGGAGAAGGCUGCCAAGGAUGCCCGGAACGGUAUCUUCACUGGGCUGGUUGCCCCCCAGGGUCCUGCAGGCGGGGCCGAAGACUACAUCGUCAGCCGCGUGCUGAACGCGGACACGCUGUUCCUACGCAACAAGGCCGGCGAGGAGAAGAAGAUCAGUCUCAGCAGCAUCCGUCAGCCCAAGCCGUCAGAUCCGAAGCAGGCUCCGUUCGCUGCGGAUGCCAAGGAGUUCCUCCGCAAGCGAAUUAUCGGAAAGCACGUCAAGGUCACCAUCAAUGGCAAGAAGCCGGCCAACGAGGGCUAUGAGGCCAGAGAUGUCGCUACAGUCAUGCACGGUAACACCAAUGUUGCCCUUGCUCUCGUGCAGGCUGGAUACGCGUCCGUGAUCCGCCACCGUCAGGAUGACGACGACCGCUCUCCCGACUACGACAACUUGAUGAUCGCCGAGGCCGACGCCCAGAAGGACGGCAAAGGAAUGUGGUCUCCCAAACCGCCCAAACAGAAUCAGUACCAGGAUUACUCCGAGAGCGUGCAGAAGGCCAAGAUGGCGGUCUCCAUCCUUCAGCGUCAGAAGCGGGUUCCUGCCAUCGUGGAUUUUGUCAAGUCAGGCUCUCGCUUCACCGUCCUUGUUCCCCGUGAAAACGCCAAGUUGACCCUCGUCUUGUCCGGUAUUCGUGCUCCGCGGUCUGCCCGCAACCCCGGUGAGGCGUCCGAGCCCUUUGGCCAGGAGGCGCAUGACCUGGCGAACCGGCGCUGCAUGCAGCGGGACGUCGAAAUCGAUGUCGAGACGAUCGACAAGGUUGGCGGUUUCAUCGGUACGCUUUACGUGAAUAAGGAGAACUUCACCAAGGUCCUCCUCGAGGAGGGUCUGGCCACCGUUCACGCGUAUUCGGCUGAGCAAUCGGGACACGCCACCGAGUACUUCGCCGCGGAACAGAGAGCAAAGGAGUCGCGCAAGGGACUGUGGCACGAUUGGGACCCCAGCAAGGAUGCCGAAGAGGAGGAGAGCGAGGUGGCCAACGGAAACACCGGUGCGGACAAUGAGGGAGCUCAGCGUGGCAAGGAUUACCGUGACGUGAUGGUCACCCACGUUGAUCCCAGCAAUGGCCGCGUGAGGUUCCAGCAGAUUGGCAGAGACAGUUCUGCGCUGAUGGAGCUCAUGGAUGCCUUCCGUUCCUUCCACCUCAACAAGGCCAACGACACCCCUCUGCCCGGACCCCCCAAGGUGGGCGAGCUUGUUGCUGCCAAGUUCACCGAGGACAACGACUGGUACCGCGCUAAGAUCCGCCGCAACGAUCGGGACAACAAGCAGGCGGAAGUGAUGUACAUCGACUUUGGUAACUCGGAAGUCCUCCCUUGGUCCCGUCUGCGGCCCUUGACCCAGCCGCAGUUCUCGACCCAGAAGCUGCGCCCGCAGGCGAUUGAUGCCGUGCUGUCUUUGAUCCAGUUCCCAACGACGCCCGACUACCUCCAGGAUGCGGUUUCGUUCGUCGAGGAGCAGGUCUACAAUCGUGAGCUGGUGGCCAACGUGGACUAUGUGUCUCCCGAAGGCACCCUGCACAUCACGCUUAUGGAUCCCACUGAGUCGAAGAACUUGGAUCACAGCAUCAACGCCGAGAUCAUCCGCGAGGGAUUGGCGAUGGUGCCACGGAAGCUGAAGGCCUGGGAGCGGUCUGCGACAGAGACCUUGUCGCACCUGCGGAGCCUGGAGGACGAGGCCAAGCAGGAGCGACGGGGAAUGUGGGAGUACGGAGAUCUGACUGAGGAUUAA
This is a messenger RNA of Aspergillus terreus NIH2624, 2652 nucleotides long. Its product is annotated as putative transcription factor (Snd1/p100). Gene Ontology annotation, molecular function: RNA binding; nuclease activity. The record is from RefSeq and is a predicted model, not a curated record. The coding region runs from base 1 to 2652 and encodes 883 amino acids. The transcript is spliced from 2 exons. Gene Ontology annotation, cellular component: cytosol; nucleus; RISC complex. Gene Ontology annotation, biological process: mRNA catabolic process; regulatory ncRNA-mediated gene silencing. NCBI's taxonomy places the organism in Eukaryota, Fungi, Ascomycota, Eurotiomycetes, Eurotiales, Aspergillaceae.